AUGUCCUCCUCGCCGCCCUCGAUUCCCCUCGGCGCAAUUGCCACCAUGAACCUCGAUCCAACGAUGGGGGCAUUGUUCAUUGGCAUCCUGCUUGCUGCUAUAUUUCACGGUAUCACGACACUGCAGACGAUUUUUUAUUACACGACAUAUCCGAAGGAUAGAGGUUUAUUUAAAUUCUUGGUUGCAUUUGUAUGGGCGCUAGACACUCUAUCCUUGGCAAUGGUGUCAUUCGCAGUAUACAUGUAUGUUAUCAAAGACUUCGGGAAUCCACUAGCUCUUAUGUAUAUAAACUGGGGUGUCGCAGCCGAACCAGCAGUAUCUGGAACCAUAGCUCUCAUUGUUCACCUCUUCCUUUCAUCUCGUAUUUGGAAGUUGGACAGAAGACUAGCAUCUUUCGCCAUUAUCCUCUCAGUUAUCGCUUUCGUGCCGUUUGGCAUCAGCUUCGCCUCUGUGGGAACAAUAUUGCACAAGGGUUCCCAUUCUCUCUGGACCGAUGACCGAGACCUGCGCUGGAUGUCCAUCACUGCAGAUGUCGUGACGGUCGCGCUUGAUCUUGGAAUUUCUGCUACUAUAUGUGUCUUACUGUACAAGAGUCGAACUGGAUUUGGCAAGACAGACAAGAUUAUUACUUUCUUAACAAUUUACACCAUCAAUAGCGGACUACUUCCCACCAUGGUCAGCAUGGGUGGAAUGAUCGCGUACCUGGUAUCCCCGAGCACGCUCAUUUUUGAGGCCUUCAUUGUGACUAUCUCUAAGGCCUAUAGCAACACGUUCCUUGCUACACUGAAUAGUAGGCAGUCUAUUAUGGGUCGUGCAAUGGACGAUUCGAGUCUUGCCGCGACGUCCGGUAAACAACAGCUCCAUCUUCCAUUGCGAAUCCCACCACUCUCUUCGGUCAAAGAGUCCGACUUUGUUGACACCGACUCCGAAGUUGUUUCCCUGACGAAGUUGGGACAUGGUGACCGGAGUCGCGGUAGCAAAGGCGGGAUCGAGGUCCAUACUAUGGUCGAACAGAUGGUGGAGCCUUGA
Molecule: messenger RNA, 1029 nt
Organism: Sparassis crispa
Lineage: Eukaryota; Fungi; Basidiomycota; Agaricomycetes; Polyporales; Sparassidaceae
Exons: 20
Coding region: 1-1029 (342 amino acids)
Source: RefSeq, a predicted model, not a curated record